GAGGCAAAAGCUAGACAACAAGCUGCAGCAGCUAAAAAAUAUGAUCUUACUAAAUGGAAAUAUGCUGAACUUAGAGAUGCUAUUAAUACAUCUUGUGAUUUAGAAUUAUUAGAUGCAUGUCGUGAAGAAUUCCAUAGAAGACUUAAAGUUUAUCACAGCUGGAAAUCCAAAAACAAGAAGAGAACUGAUGCUGGUGAUCAAAGAGCACCAAAUGAAUUGGUUCAAAAUGGUAAGAAAAUUAAAACCUCUGAACAUGCCCCUGCCCCUCCUCAACGAAGACCAGCAUCAGAAAAAGGUGCAGCCCAAAGAUAUUUCCGUAUACCAUUUGCUAAACCAUCUGAUGAAUAUAGAGAAGAGUCUGGUCCUAAAGGUCAUGGUAUGUGGUAUGCUCAUUUUGAUGGUAAAUGGAUAGCUAGACAAAUGGAAUUAUAUCAAGAUAAACCAGCUAUAUUAUUAUUAGCAGGAGUGGAUGAUAUACAGAUGUGUGAACUCAAUUUAGAAGAGACUGGUCUAACCAAGAAACAAGGAGCGGAAAUUCUAGAAAACGAAUUUGAAAAUGAAUGGCAGAAAAAUGGAGGGCCGGCUUAU
Lottia gigantea (owl limpet) is the source of this 588-nucleotide messenger RNA. RefSeq lists its product as hypothetical. The annotation marks the transcript as partial. The record is from RefSeq and is a predicted model, not a curated record. The transcript has 4 exons. NCBI's taxonomy places the organism in Eukaryota, Metazoa, Mollusca, Gastropoda, Lottiidae.